Molecule: messenger RNA, 703 nt
Organism: Micropterus salmoides (largemouth bass)
Lineage: Eukaryota; Metazoa; Chordata; Actinopteri; Centrarchiformes; Centrarchidae
Gene: taf13
Product: TATA-box binding protein associated factor 13
Exons: 3
Coding region: 113-490 (125 amino acids)
Biological process (GO): transcription by RNA polymerase II
Cellular component (GO): transcription factor TFIID complex
Molecular function (GO): protein heterodimerization activity
Source: RefSeq, a predicted model, not a curated record
GCUUUAAGACAGCGUGUGGAAGAGGACGAGGGAGGGAAAGAAAAACAAGAGUCGACGACACAGGCGGAAGUCAACACAAACCACGGUUGUGACCCCGCGCUCAGCUACAAGAAUGGCGGAUGAGGAGGACGAGACUGGCUUCGACGAGGAGGUGGAGGACGGAUCCGGCGGAGUAGAUGUCGGCCACGGUGGGAAGAGAAAGAGGCUCUUUUCCAAGGAGCUCCGGUGUAUGAUGUACGGAUUUGGUGACGACCAGAACCCGUAUACGGAGUCUGUGGAUAUUCUGGAGGACCUGGUGAUCGAGUUUAUCACGGAAAUGACCCACAAAGCCAUGUCUAUCGGACGCCAGGGCCGCGUCCAGGUGGAGGACAUCGUUUUCCUAAUUCGCAAGGACCCCAGGAAGUUCGCCAGAGUCAAAGACCUGCUGACCAUGAACGAAGAGCUGAAGAGAGCCCGGAAGGCUUUUGACGAAGCUAAUUAUGGCUCAUAACCUUGUAAUGGGACACUCAUCUAAUUUGGCGGCUCAUUCCUUUUUAAAUGCUUUGAAUUGUUCAUUCUGUCUGUUCGUUGACUUGCUGUCUGAAGUAGACAGUGUUGUUUUUGACAUGUGAUGUACAUUAUUUUAUAUGGUGGUAUGACAGUGAUGAGCUAAGUGUUCACAUGAUUCUGUCUGGGACUGUUUAAAUAAAGUGACUUAAACAAA